AUGAGCCAACCUUCAGCUGCGACUCGCCGCCAUCGUAGGGGUAUCGCCUGUGACGAGUGCCGACGCCGGAAACUGCGCUGCGACGGACAGAAACCUCAAUGUGGACGCUGUCUGGAUACGGGAGUCGCUUGUGAGUUGACCCAGCGCAGUGCGCGAGGACCUAAAAAAGGUCACUUGCGCGAUCUGAAGAACCGACUCGUGUAUCUGGAGGCCUUGCUGGAGAACAGCGUGCCGGCAGAGGAUACGCAACAGGAUCUCCACGCCAUUAUCGAGUAUACUGGUGAUCCGUCGCUACUACCCUUGGUGAGGGCGGGCCAUGCGGCUGAAGUUGGCACAUCUGAGCCCUGGAUUUCCGCGGGUACGGUGACCUCCAAUUCAGAGCACGAGGGGCUUCUACAACACGACUUGACACCCGGUGUACCUUCUUUCUCUCAACGGUCCUCCGUUGGCCCAAUUAUAUCCGGCCAUAGCACGCCGAUACAGAGUAUAACCGGUCUUAUGCAGGACGAAUUAGACCAGCUUUACCUAGACCGUGUCCAUAAUUCUAUCCCAAUCCUCCAUCAGCGACGGUACAUGUCCUGGUCCAAAUCUAGUACCAAAACGGAACCCCGUAGAUGCUUACAGUAUGCAAUGUGGACACUAGCCGCAUUGCUCUCCACCCAGUUCCGAGACAUGAUAGAACCGCUGUAUCAGGAGACAAAGCGCAUGCUCGACCAACUCACUGUUGCGGCAAAUGAGGACAGUAAUAUUGACACCGAAAUCGGCCAAGCCUGGGUUCUUCUCGUGACCUUUGAGUCAAUGCGCACAUAUCAUCGACAGGCAUGGAUGAGCGCCGGGAGUGCGUUUCGCUUCGUGCAAGCCAUGCACUAUCAUGAGCUCGACAGCCUAGAUGGCAAAAGAGGCUCGGCUUAUGCUCAGCGUGAUGACUUUAUUGAGGUCGAGGAGAGACGUCGAGUGUUCUGGAUGGCGUACUUUUUGGACCAUAUCAUCAGUAUGCGCGGCGACUGGCCAAUCACUCUGAAUGAGCAUGUGAUCUGCACCCGUCUUCCAGCGUCGGAUUCCAAAUUCCAGAACGGAUAUCGGGAACUAGGACCGUUCCUAUCCGAAGCUAUGACGGACUCAACCCUCCAAGUCCGAUCGUCGUUCACCGAGUGCCUCAUCCUCGUUACCAUAUGCGGUCGCAGUCUCUUCCAAAGACAACAGUGUCAAAUAUCCAAGGCAUACGGGGAUAUGACACUCGACUGGACGGAACAGCGGCAAUGGCUGGACAGACUCCUCUUGAGCCGAUUUCAGGUGCUUUCGCAGUGUUACCCGGACCCGACAGAAUCCAAUGACCACUUACUACUAUUUACGCACAUCUUAGCUCAGGCUACUGUUAUAUACUACUGCAAAACUAUGAUCCAGUCGGACGCGCCAAGCAACUUCACGCAGAACAGCGAAUUCAGGUAUGAGCAUAGAGCCUUAGAAGCGUCUAAGAAUAUCAUCCGUCUGGCAACGACACUGCCCGAGCUGCCGUUUUCUAAGGUCCACCCUUUGAUGCCCAUGCCAUUGUUCAUUUGCGCCGAGUUUCUCUACAGCAACAUACACAAUGGCAUAUCCGUCCAAUCGCCCAUCCAGGACUUGUUUCAUAUUUUCCGUGAGCUCAAGAAUGUUAAUAAUCACGAGCAAAGCUACCUGGAUCUACUACCGCGAUCAUGUAUUUCAAAAACAGCGGUGAUGGUAGGGCUUGGUGAUGAGGGGGGUGCGAGUAGUUAG
Molecule: messenger RNA, 1755 nt
Organism: Aspergillus niger
Lineage: Eukaryota; Fungi; Ascomycota; Eurotiomycetes; Eurotiales; Aspergillaceae
Exons: 4
Coding region: 1-1755 (584 amino acids)
Biological process (GO): regulation of DNA-templated transcription; DNA-templated transcription
Cellular component (GO): nucleus
Molecular function (GO): zinc ion binding; DNA-binding transcription factor activity, RNA polymerase II-specific; DNA binding
Source: RefSeq, a predicted model, not a curated record